AUGAACUCAGCGGGCAGUUUUUCCAACAGCGCACCUAACAGAACGGCAGACUUCCUGCGGGAGAAACAGGUGGCCGGCCUGCGGCAGAUGGAGAGGCGAGUGGGAGAGCGUGCGUCCGUCUGCCUUCUGCUGCUCUGCUCGCUCUCACAGGCUCUGUGCCAGCAGUGCGGGGGUCCGUGCUCCUGCCCAUUGUCUGCGCCCUGCUGUCCCGCGGGUGUUCCGCGGGUCCUGGAUGGGUGUGGCUGCUGCCAGGUGUGUGCCAGUCAGCGUGGCGAGGCCUGCAGUGAGAAGCUGGUGUGCGACGCCCGGCGGGGUUUGCAGUGCGACCACAGCGCCAGCUAUCCUGGCGGCCCCGGGCAGUGUGUCGGCCAAGACGAGCUGGGCUGCGAGCUGAACGGUGUGACGUACGAGGAGGGUCAGGUGUUCCUGCCCUCCUGCGGCCUCCGGUGCCAGUGCACGGGAGGGGGCGUGACCUGCGUGCGCCUGUGUAGCGAUGGCCUGAGGCUGCCCAGCCCGGACUGCCCCAACCCCCGCUACCUUCAGCUAGCGGGGAAGUGCUGCAAGGAAACCAGUUCUGACUGCAUACAGCAGAGCACCCUGUGGGGCGCCUGCUCUCACAGCUGCGGCCCGGGGGUCUCGACCCGCGUUUCUAACGGAAACCCGGCCUUCCGCCUGGAGACACAGACCCGUCUGCCAUGCCCUGUCCCGGGCCACUCCCACGGUGAGCGACCACGUCUUCCUCUGCAUCCUAAAUCCUUGUUUUGUGCCAGUGGCAGACAGCAGCCCAGUUUUGCUGGCAGGAGCUCAGAAUCAAGCUUUAACUGUGUGUUGCAGGCCUCGGGCUGGUGUGAGCCUAGUUACCGGGCGGCCUUUCCCGUGAGGCUGGAGCACCAGGGCUGCUUGAGCGCGCGUUUGUACAGGCCCCGGUACUGCGGCCACUGCCCUGACGGGCGCUGCUGCAGCCCCCGCCGAACCCACACCAUCCCGGUGGCCUUCCGUUGCCCAAUCGGUUAUGGCAAUCGAGUCCUGCGCCUGCCGCUACAACUGCCCCCGUCCAUACACCCCGGCUCGCGUAGCCCCCAGGGGCCCCACACAACCGUUUUAGAGGGCCCCGGUCCCUCGACAAAGGAGGUCCCUUAA
Anguilla anguilla (European eel) is the source of this 1140-nucleotide messenger RNA. RefSeq names its product CCN family member 5-like. Gene Ontology annotation, molecular function: heparin binding; integrin binding. Gene Ontology annotation, cellular component: extracellular matrix; extracellular region. Gene Ontology annotation, biological process: cell adhesion; signal transduction. The record is from RefSeq and is a predicted model, not a curated record. NCBI's taxonomy places the organism in Eukaryota, Metazoa, Chordata, Actinopteri, Anguilliformes, Anguillidae.